CAGCAGCUUGCAAUAGCAACCGUCCGAGACAACAAGAGAAAGCGCCAGAAAUAGUUCCGUGCAAAGUACCAUGCCCAUGCGCUAAGGCGCCUACCCAAUGCAGGUAGCAAUUCCAAUAAUUCCAGUCAUUUACAGCUAAGGUACAUGUGUAUCCCUUGAAACUCUCUUCCAAAGAAGGAAUGCAUGACCAUCCGAUCUCAAUUCAUCUACAGUUACAGGUCUUACUUUGAUGUAUCUAGUACCUUAGCAAUACAUUUACAUUCAUAUUCGACCCACCGCUUUCUUUUUCCCUUUUCAUUUAUCAUUUACACUUCUUGAUCUCAACUAUUCUUAUCAAGCUUCUCGUCGUCACCAUCAACUUUUCCUUCAUUCUGAUCCUCCAGAACAACCCGACCUAUUCUAUCAUUUUCGGCGUUUGGACGCGAACAAAACAUCUCCGUAUCUGAAUAAAAAUUCCGAAUUCAACUUACAUCUAUCAAAUCAUUCCAGAUGGCUAGUCACGAUUACUACCAACAGGGUCCUCCCCAGGGUUAUGGUGGUGGCUACCCGCAACAGCCUCAACCGGCAUACGGUCCUGCUCAAGGCCAGUACUAUGGCCCGCCUCAAGGUCAACCCCAGAUGCAAUACCAGCAACAACCCCCGCAAGAAAGAAAGCAGGGCGGCGGUGGCUGUCUCCAAGGCUGUCUGGCAGCACUGUGCUGUUGUUUCGUCUGUGAGGAGGGAUGCGAGUGCUGUGCCGAUUGCUGCGAAUGUUGUUUCGAGAUGUGUUAAGGUGGCCCCUGUCUAAGCCGAUACGAUAACGACGCCCCCGACGAAAUGAGAUGGCGGAUCGGCUACACUUGAAGGAGUGUGCUUCAGGAUGAGGUGUCGAAUAAUAUUGCGCAUGCAAACUGCUACCUCGACGGUGCACUUCGACACUAAGAAUGAAUAAAAUUCGAUAGGGCGAUGGGUCUUUUUGCAAAUGUUGGUGCGAUGAGAUUACCAAUGCUUCUAUAGCAGACGCAUUUAUCCUAUUAUUAUUUUUCCUUCAGUUCAUGAGCAAAUCCAAGUUUCGGAAUUAGUUUAUAUGAUAUUGGGCCAGCUUCUUUUGGUUUUAUGACAUAGGCACGGAUAUAGGCUCCUCGCCUUUUCCAGAACACCAUUCGAAUGUUAGCAGUGAUGCGCGUCAGUACUAUGGUAAUUCGUGAAAUUUAGGAUUUCUUUUAUGCCCACAUUCUCGGUCCAGACCGAGCAUUAUUUUUAUCACCACAGUGGACAUCUUAGUGAAGUCAAGGCUUCUUAGUCUAAUGGCUUCAUUGCGCGUGCAUGAAACUGGGGAUCCCAUAGAUGUACAUACUAGGUUACAUUCCUUGCCCUUUAUUAUAUUUCCCUUUAGUUCAACCACCAAUAAGAAAAACAGCC
This is a messenger RNA of Daldinia loculata, 1401 nucleotides long. RefSeq lists its product as uncharacterized. The transcript is spliced from 3 exons. The record is from RefSeq and is a predicted model, not a curated record. NCBI's taxonomy places the organism in Eukaryota, Fungi, Ascomycota, Sordariomycetes, Xylariales, Hypoxylaceae. Bases 490 to 771 code for a protein of 93 amino acids.